CGACGGUGGCGGGAUCUGCAACCGCGCCACCCGAACGAACGAACAGCAACAAAACGCGUGGCGGGUCCCAUAACUGCUGUGUGCAUGUAGGCCAGGUGUCUCCAAAUUAUUACGCCUUCAAUUUUGGGAAUUAAUUCCAAUUCAUUAAAGCCUACUCCCGAAUUUCUCAGACUUACCAAAUCCCAAAUCCUUUCCAGUUUCCACCAAAAAUCGAGAGAUCACUCUCGUAUUCCCAAUCAUUAAUGUCUUCAUGUUCUUCUCUCGAAUACUGAAAACGUCUCUUUCUCUCUCUCCUCUUCCGGCCACCGCCGUGGCUCCUCCGCUUCUCUCUCUAAAAACUCCCUCUUUUUCUGUCUGGAGUCGUGCCAAUUGACAAUUUAGCUAGCGGUAUCACAGACAUGCGAUUCCGCGUCGUGAAAUUCCGAGAUUGACCUGGAGAAGUCGCCGAUUUCGAUGGCGGUUGUCACCGGAGAUCGCUACCUGGAGAAGCUAGUCCACUUCGUGGAGCAGCAGGCCGGUUCGUUGAUCGACGGGAGCCUAGUGCUGAAGCUGAACCCGGCCGGGUUCCACUACGUCAACUCCCGGCUCGAGGCCUUGCACGAGCUCGAGAGCCUCCUCGCCGGCGCUCCCGUCGAUUACCUCCGCGCCUACGUCUCCGACCUUGGAGACCACCGCGCUCUCGAGCAGCUGAGGAGGAUUCUCAGGCUCUUGACAUCCCUCAAGGUCGUUUCGGUGCUGCCGCCUUCCGCCAGGGACCCUACGCCGCUGUCGUUUUGGCCGUUUGGGAGGCUUAAGGUUUUGGAGCUUCGAGGAUGCGAUUUGUCCACCUCCGCCGCGAAAGGUUUGCUCGAGCUGCGGCACACCUUGGAGAAGAUCAUUUGCCAUAAUUCUACUGAUGCUCUGCGGCAUGUGUUUGCGAGUAGAAUUGCAGAGAUUAAGGACUCGCCGCAGUGGAACCGCCUGUCAUUCGUUUCGUGUGCUUGUAAUGGCUUGGUUCUCAUGGAUGAGUCUUUGCAACUUCUUCCUGCUGUCGAAACUCUCGACCUUAGCCGGAACAAGUUUGCAAAGGUUGAUAAUCUUCGCAAGUGUGUCAAAUUGAAGCACCUAGACCUCGGUUUCAAUCAGCUCAGAACGAUUUCGUCAUUCGGUCAGGUCACGUGCCGUUUACUUAAACUUGUUUUGAGGAACAAUGCUAUAACUACAUUGCGUGGGAUUGAGAAUUUGAAGUCACUGGAAGGGCUUGAUAUUUCCUACAAUAUUCUUUCCAAGUUUUCAGAGUUAGAAUACCUUUCUGGACUUCGAUCUCUUGAAAACUUGUGGUUGGAAGGGAAUCCAUUAUGUUGUGCCAGUUGGUAUCGGUCACAAGCAUUCAGCUAUGUCACUAAUCCCGAAAAAUUGAAGUUAGAUGAUAAGGCGAUCAGCACCAGAGAAUUUUGGAAGAGGCAACUUAUAAUUGCUAGCAGGCACAAGCGACCUGCCAGCUUUGGGUUUUAUUCUCCUGCAAAGUGCGAUGAUAAAGGAGAUUCAAUUAUUAACAAAAAAAGGAAAAAGGUAUCUCGUCUUGCAUCAAUUGUUAAUGAAGAGGAGAACACAUGUUCUGACCAGGACUCUGUGUCUUGUGACAAUGAGAUUCAAAGCAGAGAGGAUGGUGUCAUAUCUGACGAUGAAGCUGAAAUUGUUGAUUUGAUGACUAGAGUUGAGCUAAUGAAGAAAGAGCGCUCCGUUCUUUGGUUGCGGGAGUUCAAGGAAUGGUUAGAUCGUGCUUCUGAGAAUGAUGCAGACAUCAGUAGAUAUAGCAGGGCUAGAUUGCAUCUUGAGAAGGAAAACUAUAUAAAAAACAAGGCAAGUUGGAGGCAGCUAGGUGAAAAAUCAACAUAUGUUCAAGCAUCAGGAGACGAGAGUAGUACAAAUGUUUUAGAAUCAGUGAGGAAUGCUGGUAGGGUCAGCCCAGUUGGCAUGGAUAGUAGAGAUAUUGGGGAGAACUUAAAAGCAUAUUCGUAUGAAGGGACAAGUACUUUCAGUUCAGAGGCUAAAAGUUCCCAUACUCAGACAUUCACCACUGAUGGAGGUCAUAGGAUGGUCCAAAAUUUGAGUAUGUCUGCAUUGUCUGUCAUUGAUGAUAUUUCAGAGUCUUAUUCAUCAUCUGCUAACCCAGGAUCACCGCCCCAUUAUCAAAAGGACAUUCUUCAUCGUCGACAUAACUUAGAGGAGGAAAUUUUACAGUUAUCCGCAGAGUCUUAUUCAGUGGCAUCAUCUGAUAGUAAUACCAGCUCAAGUGAAGAUGAAAAUUGUGAAUCUAGGCAGUCGGUUCCUGAGAACUUGUUGAAUGAGAGUGCCGAAGAAUACCCAUCUAAAAAUUGUUUCAAGUAUUAUGACAUAAAACAUGAGGUUGACAGAUGUUCGGUCGGCGGACGUGCCAGUGACAUUCCUGCUGAUGCUCAUGAUGUUGAAAUUACUAAUUGCAUUAAUGAAGAGGGUGAUUUGCCGGAGAGGAGGAAAGGAAGACAAAGGACUAAAAGAAGAGUUAUCGCUCUAGUAAAAGAUGAUAACAUGAUUAGGCAAGCAGAACUGUCACCAAAAUCAAAUGGCAAUCUAGAUAAUCAUGUAGGGCAAAUCGAAAAUAAGCAAGAGAAUAAAUAUUUCUAUGGGAGUGAUUUUCAAGAAGUUGUUGAUAAGAAACAGAUGUUGGCAAAUAGAAGCAGUGCCUCAAUAACCGAAAUCUUAUCUUCAGGAAGUGAUGAAUUUAUUGAGAAUUAUUUCAAUACAAAUAUCGCAGAUUCACGAAAUCACGAGAUAUGUAGGCAGUAUUUGUGUUGCUGUUGUAUACUUGAGCGGGAUUUUCUUUCCCGAGAAAGAGAAGUUGCUGUUGUACUUAGUAGUGAAGACAAGCUUUAUGUACUGCCCAUUGGUAUUGCAGGAGAUGGGUCAGGCACCAUCUUAAAGUUACAGGGUCGUCACAGGGUUGAGGAUAUCAGAGAAGUUGUAGUUGGUAUAGGGCUUCAGGUUGUGAGGGUGUAUGUAGGAGGCAGAGCGACUUACCUGUUUAAAACUAGAAGCAUUGAAAAAUCAAGACAGUUACUUUCUACUUUAAAAGUUAUCGAUUCUUUUGCCCCAAAUGGAGAACUUUGCUUAAGAAGUUUGGAGCAGGUUCAGGUGGAGUUAUUUGAGAAACAAAUAUGUGGAGGUUCAAAAGUGAGCAUAUUCCAGUAUUCUAUGGUACAGUUUUGGUGUAGUUAUAAUGAAGGUGAAUCAUGGUUUUCAAGAUCAUUAUUUGUGGCUGGAGGGCACGUAUUUUUGUGCUUUGAAGACCUUAUGCAGUUCAGCUCUUCAUCCAUGGAUGCGUCUUUGCCCCCAUAUUUUUCACUUGACUUGUGUUGCUCUAUUGCCGACAUAUCUGAGUUGGUUGUUGAUGUCAGAGAAAGUCGGUGUGUAACCAUAGCUGUUGCGUGUGCAAUGUCGGAGUUCUGCCCUCCAGGCUCAGCCGGAGCGGGCAGUUCAGACUCAAGUAUAAAUGAUAAAAAGAUUGCUCCAGGCUCCAUGACUUGGAAGCUCCAGUGGUUUUCCGAAGAGAGUCCGUUCAAGUUUGUGGCGUUGUUGAAGGCAAUCCAUGAAGGGAUGACCGCUUCCCCUUUGCUUGUAAGAAGUAUAUCGUGAAUGAAUCCCUUCCUCGCGGUUUUGUUAGUUUCCAUAUUCAUUUCAUUCUUUUAAAUUUGUUUCUUUACCCACGUAGUUUGUUUGCCUGCCGGCGUUAGUGUUCGUCGGCCGGAAUUCUUUGAUUUGUUUUCUUAGUUUUAGCAGUUCUUUUUUUUAUUUUUUAUUUUUAUGUACAAUUCUGUACAGUGUACAACAUACAGGAAAGAAAAUCGACAGUUUUGCCAAUUGUCUCAGUUUGUACACAAA
Pyrus x bretschneideri (Chinese white pear) is the source of this 3900-nucleotide messenger RNA. RefSeq lists its product as uncharacterized. The record is from RefSeq and is a predicted model, not a curated record. The transcript has 11 exons. Gene Ontology annotation, cellular component: cytoplasm. Gene Ontology annotation, molecular function: protein binding. The coding region runs from base 454 to 3654 and encodes 1066 amino acids. Lineage: Eukaryota; Viridiplantae; Streptophyta; Magnoliopsida; Rosales; Rosaceae.